This is a messenger RNA of Ictalurus punctatus (channel catfish), 3857 nucleotides long. It is a transcript of the gene ttc9b, whose product is annotated as tetratricopeptide repeat domain 9B. Bases 391 to 1077 code for a protein of 228 amino acids. The transcript has 3 exons. The record is from RefSeq and is a predicted model, not a curated record. Gene Ontology annotation, molecular function: protein binding. Lineage: Eukaryota; Metazoa; Chordata; Actinopteri; Siluriformes; Ictaluridae.
UGUGAUCGUGAUGCAACAUCAGCAGCUUCUCUCAGCUCGUCCUCUUUCGUUUCCCAUGAAGCCACGCGGCUUAGAUGUCUGCUCACGGUGCUGAAGCUGCGCGUGCCGGGGUGUGAGAGAGAGAGAGAGAGAGAGAGAGAGAGAGACGCUGAGCUCAGUAGUCGCGCGAGGCAUCCGUGCCUCCCUCCUCCUCCUCCUCAUAAUCAUAACGAGAAAACAGUCCAGGAGAAUAACACGAUUAAAAGAAAAGAGAAGAAACAUAAUCUCCUACUGCUUUUUUUUAUUCUCCGUGACAUUCUGCGGGUUUUGGUAGACGUGCACCUGUUUUCAUAGUCAAGGAUUUUUUUUUUUUCGGUGCGAGGUCGGCGUUAUCAGCGCACCGCGUCCUUUAUGCACAGCACGCUGCUCCAGCCUGUAAAGCGGAGCCAGGCCGCGGGUGGAGACGGAGCCGGAGCCGGCGGCGGAGGAGGAGGAGGAGGAGGAGUAGGUGGUGGUGGUGGUGGUGGUGGAGGAGGAGGAGGCGAAGAACCCGGAGCACGAAGCGCAGAGAUGGAGGCCAAAAUCCAAAAGGCGGUCGACUUCAAACUGGAGGGUCACCGCUGCUACAAGGAGAAGAAAUUCCGCGAAGCCAUCGGAAAGUACCACCGCGCGCUUCUGCAGCUCAAAGGCGUGCAGGUGGCGGCGGGCGGCGGCGUCGGAGACGUGGAGCUGCUGAACCGAGCCACCGCCGAACAGCUCUCCGAGGAGCAGCGGCGCGCCGUCAGGAGCACCGAGAUCGAGUGUUACGACAGCCUGACAGCGUGUUUGCUUCAAUCAGAGCUGGUGAAUUACGAGAGAGUGAAGGAGUAUUGUUUGAAAGUCCUUGGUCAUCAGCAAGACCAUUUCAAAGCCAUGUACCGUGCCGGCAUCGCCUUCUACCAUCUGGGAGACUACGAUUGCGCCCUGCGCUACCUCCGCGAUGCCAAGAGCCGUGAACCUACAGACACAAAUGUGUUGCGAUACAUCCAGCUGACGGAGAUGAAGAUGAGUAAGAGCAGUCAGCAAGUGCGAGAAAGCAACAAAGAGGCUCUGGGUUAAUCUUUGCCCAUUCCCUCUGUUCAUUUGGCCAUCCUCUCCACAAAUCUCUCCCUCCUUUUCCCUCUACACCCUUCAUACUAUGGACUACCAGGACCCCUGUACUGUGCCCUUCAGUGAAGAUGGACUGCUUUUGGCACAGAAGCCCCUCGACUCGCCCUCCCGCUCUGAAUCCUCUCUGUCCCUUUAAAACCAAACCGCCCCGGUGCUUUCAGUUUCCCAGGUACUGACUGACAAAACGAUACGGAAAAACAACAACAACAACAACAACAACAACAAAGCAACAAGAAUCAAUGAAAAUCUGUAGGAAAAUUCACACGGACCUGAUAAAGGACCUUCUACAGUAUAUGUUAUUGGGGAGGUGAACGAGCCGUGAAGUGUAGCUAUAGAGCGGUGGAGGUGUAUUACUGUGUGGCCACCAUCUUUAAUUAUAAAAGAGCACACAUAUCAAAACCACAGUGCUACACCAGUACAGAUGCUAAAUAGGGCCUAGGAUUAAGCAGAUGACCUUUGAACUCAAGCACACUCCAUCGCACACCUUCUUCCUGGUUGAAGGGAGCAGGAGAGAAAAUGCAAUUCCCUCUCGCCGGAUACUACUGAUCUCUUUGCCUGCGUUUUCAUUUAUUCCUGGUUGCAUUUUUUUUUCUUUCCCUCUCCUUCUCUCACUUUCUCAAAUGUGGCUGUAUUUAAUCUUUUCUGAACUGUUUCAAUUCAAGGGCUAAUUCCAAGGUUCGUAAUUCGUCCUUUGAUUUCGAGCACGUUUUCUUUGCGUUCGCUGCUCGUCGUACAAUAGUAGCAUUUGUUUAGGCAAGUUUGUGAUGUUGUUUUUGUUUUUGUCUUCCUCCAAGGAACAAAAAAAAGAAAAGAAAAAGCAAACGCUGCCCUGAAGUUAACAGCUGUUUUGUGAGCCCGUGUCAUUGAUUUCCUUUUGCUCCUGGCAGAACGUAAGACCCCGCCCCCUCUCGGAGAUUGACCAAUGACAGUAUUUCUGAACGUGACAAAUUCUGCAGGGUUUUAUAGACAAGAGUUAAAUAUUAUAGUGCAGACUUGCUCAUAUGCUUUAUGCUUUAUGUAGUCCCAUCUGGAUUACUGUGUGCCAUGCGAUAUCAAGUGCCACUAUUAAUGAUGUUUUAUUUUUUGUUUUUUUUUAAUGAGCCUUGCAAAUCAACUUUUAGUGCUCUUUUAUACGUUCCUCGAACUUUUCAUCUCUGUCUCCUUGUCGCAAAUUGAGCAAAAGAAAGCAAACGUCUCGACAGACUUUCAUUGUAAUGAUCUCACUGGCUCUCAGUGGCUUCAGCUAGGCAUCGGGUUUAAUACGGAUCUGAUCAUUUAAAUCAUCGUCAUCAAUGAUCAACAGCCCAAAUUUACAGCGUCCAUAAUUAAUCUCGAUCUCCAAUUGUUUUGCCCUGUAAAAGAACCUGUCUGCUAUUAAAUCACAGGUAGCCGUAUAAUUCACGUCUAAAUAACAACGUAGUUCAGUCACUCUUAGUUUCCAGUUUGCAUUAGCAGCCACAACUAGUCGGCUGAGACAUUUCUGUCUGACCUGAGAGAUAAUGGUGUCAAUGCGACUCUGGGGGACGCCGAGCAUGGAUACAGACAAGGAUAGACUCUGACGAGAUGUGGAACACUGAGAUGGGAGACUCUGAGCCACUGUGUUGGUGAGAUAUAUUAUGAUUGCUUUCAACUCGAUGAGGCACAGAGUGACCUGAGAACCAAAAUGCUUGCUUGCUCUCUUCACAGCUCCAUGACUCCCCAGGUUGUUGUUGUUUUUUGUUUUUUUGUUUUUAGAUCUUUCUGUAUCAUGUUUGUCACCCUGACUUUUGGAUUUUUAUGCCUUUAUUUAUUUACUUAGUUAGUUAGUUGAUUACUGAGUUUUUUUUUAUGUAAAGGGCAAAGACGAUAGCGAUGCAUCAGUGGAGUCUGGGUCAUUAGCUCUUUUAAACGUGUCUCGUAUGUCCCCGUGUGCUGGCUGUCUUUGGUCAAAUGGUUACGACAGGAUUGUGUGAUUGCUGUCAUGUGACGGCAUCCGAAGCACAAACUAAGAGGUCGGAUGGAUGAAAGUGAAGCAGUUAGCCGUGCUCGUUUUCUUUGAUGUCACUUGAGGUAGGUGUUCGUUGACUGUUCAAAUAGAUAAGUGUGUACAAGAAAAAAAAAAAAGAAAAAAAAAACAAUGGUUGUGGAGAGCUUUACUUUACGGAAUUGUUUUAUCGAUAUAUGAGAAAGAAAAUUAAAUAAGAUUAUGAAAAAAAUAAAUAUAUAUAUAUAUAUAUAUUUAAAGAUCAAAAAGGGGCACCUUUGUAUCUGUGUAUACGUUCCAAAUUUUUCUCUUCUGUUUAUUGCCUUUUUCUGUGAUGUCAAAACUUCAGUCUUGUCUAAAUCGCAGUCCAAGGGUUUGGGGGUAUGACCUUUGACCUCCCAAGUGGGAUCCUAAGAGUGAUAUAAAGGUAUAAUUGGAAUAAUAAUAAUAAUAAUAAUAAUAAUAAUAAUAACAAUAAUAAUAAUAAUAAUAAUGAUGAUGAAGGAAGUUGUUAAAGGGGUGAGGGUACCCUGCAGACCUGAACACAAAUGACCGACUGGUUCAUUGGUUUCUUAUUUCAUUCAUUCGUCUGUUCUGGAGAGAGCGACUCGGACCUUCUGGUUGUUAUGGUUCUUAUCCCACCGUCUUACUGGUUCACGUUUUGCCCCCUCAGCAAGAGUGUCUCAUCGGAAGACCUGAGAACUGGUUACAUUUACCUGCAAGCCCAGGAAUGCACUAUUGAUAUGUAUUUGAAGACAAAUAAACU